This is a messenger RNA of Ectocarpus sp. CCAP 1310/34, 1787 nucleotides long. The record is from the annotation of a GenBank genome assembly. NCBI's taxonomy places the organism in Eukaryota, Phaeophyceae, Ectocarpales, Ectocarpaceae.
CGAACCGCAGCACGAGAUCUCCGAAGCGUCGAAGGAGAUCAAGGUGGCCCAGCAGCAACUGCGUGGGGCCUCAAACAACAGCGCCUUCGAGGCGACCCUGAAGGUGAUGCUCAAGGCGGCGCGGAAGAAGCGCAGCAGCGCGAGGUGAAGAGCACGGGAAACUUUCUUCGAGGUUCUAUGUACGGCCGCUCGAGAAGAAGAGCCGCGAAGGAGAUCAGGCGGGUUUCUACAGGCACCUGAAAAUGAUCGACGUCGAAGGUAAAAGGGCGUUCAUCUCUCAAAACAGCAAGGACGAGGACGGCAAGGUCCUUCGGGACCCCACGUUUACUCGCCAACNGCGCGAGGCGGGUUUCUACAGGCACCUGAAAAUGAUCGACGUCGAAGGUAAAAGGGCGUUCAUCUCUCAAAACAGCAAGGACGAGGACGGCAAGGUCCUUCGGGACCCCACGUUUACUCGCCAACGGUGGACACGGUGGUUCCUCAAGCUUCUCAACACCAAGUGGCCCACCAUCGACCUGCAUGCGGCUGACAUGGUCAAGCGGUGGCCAACUUGCGUGCCACUCGACGACAUCACCUCUCUACUCGAUGUUGAGGAAGCGGUACGGGAAAUGGCCAACGGAAAGGCCGUCGGGCCGGACGACCUACCGGCUGAGCUGAUCAAGCUCUUCCUGAACAGAAAUCAAGGUGUCCUCCGCGAGUUGCAAGCCAUCGUCGAUGCCACUAUCGAAGUGCUGUUCAAGAAGGGGGACACGAUGGAGUGCAGCCAGUACCGGGGCAUCUCUCUCGUCGAACACGCCGGCAAGGUCCUGCUUAAGGUUGUCGCUACACAACUGAGCCACUACUGCGAGCGAGGGCAUCCUCCCGGAGGAGCAGAGUGGUUCCGUCCACAGCGGUCGACGCUCGACAUGCUGUUCGCCAUCCAGCGGCCCAAUGAGCUCGCGAGGUUGAGGAAUACUGCGGUGAUCGCGUGCUUCGUCGACCUCACCAAGGCGUACGAUUCGGUGGGCCGAGACCUACUGUGGGACAUGCUCAGACGCCUAGGCGUGCCCCUAUCGGUUUGUGUGCCUCGGACGUACAAUCUCCGCGUAUGGGAAGGCCGACCGGGAGGUCACGAGCCGCAGGUGCCGAGCGUGGAAGUGCUACCGCCGGAACAGCGCUUCGAUGUACGACAGGCGCCGGGCCGACCGCCAGCUCAAGACCCGGCUACUUCAGGCUGGCGAAGUGGUGGAGACUCCCCUGUAUGGGUGCGCCUCGUGGAGCCUAUCUGCGGAGCACUACACGAAGCUCAAUGGGACCCACCGUCAAUUUCUUACACGGUGCAUCGGCUGGAGCAAACAGAAACGCUCAGACCGCCCCCUGUCCUAUGCCUAGGCCCUCAUCCAGGCAGGCUGCGAGGAAACCAUCGAGACCACCGUGCGCAAACGGAGGUGGUGUUUCGCGGGCUUUGUCAUGCACAUGGACGACAACCGCCUCCCCAUGCGCAUGCUGUCAGGAGCGAUGGCGGGGGCGGGGGAUACCGGCGCGGGCAGGAGAGCGACUGGGUGCCGCGUCUAGGAGAGGACCUCGUGGCCUUCAAAAUGGGAGACGAAAAGGAAGGGGGUAAAUGGAAAGAGAGCACGAAGGACCCGGAGGUGUGGUACAACAAGGUCGAGGACGGGGCGGCAUGGCUCAUGAGGAAAUGGCACAGGCAGGAGGCGGAAGCGUCCGCGACCGAAGAGAAAGAGAGUCGGGGCAGCGGCGGCGGGGGGGAAGAAAUGGCGAUCCGGUACUGCUAUAAAAGCGAGUAG